Fusarium oxysporum Fo47 is the source of this 1506-nucleotide messenger RNA. Its product is annotated as mitochondrial carrier domain-containing protein. The transcript has 2 exons. NCBI's taxonomy places the organism in Eukaryota, Fungi, Ascomycota, Sordariomycetes, Hypocreales, Nectriaceae. The coding region runs from base 165 to 1400 and encodes 411 amino acids. Gene Ontology annotation, biological process: pyrimidine nucleotide import into mitochondrion. Gene Ontology annotation, molecular function: pyrimidine nucleotide transmembrane transporter activity. Gene Ontology annotation, cellular component: mitochondrion. The record is from RefSeq and is a predicted model, not a curated record.
GAGUCGAGACGAAUCUGAGGACGAGCGCCCGGGAUAGUCUACACGAUUGAGUGAUAACGGCAGAUAAUAACUCUGUCACAUUUCAUUCUCGGGUCCAUAUCGCACGCAUCGAGUUAUCAAAAAUACGACCAGUGACAGACAAAUCUUGACAAAGGACGACUGGGAUGUCGUCAACUGACCAGGUCCCUCCCGAAGCUGCCCAGUCGCCGUCUUCAGACUAUGCUGCAUCAUCCUACGGUUACGCAUCCUCCGACGCUCCAAUGCACUCCACGACGGUCACCCCCUUACACCGAUGGGCACUCAACGCCUCAGAUACCCAGUUCAAUGCUGUCGCCGGCGCAGUGGGUGGUUUCACAUCAGGUGUCGUGACAUGCCCUCUCGACGUCAUCAAGACCAAACUCCAGGCGCAGGGCGGCUACGCUGCCUUGAAUAAGGGACGACAUGUCGGCCACCCCAAGUUAUACAACGGUCUCGUUGGUUCAGCAAAGGUCAUAUGGAGAGAGGAAGGCAUUAGAGGCCUCUACCGCGGUCUGGGGCCUAUUGUAAUGGGUUAUUUGCCAACAUGGGCUGUAUGGUUUACUGUUUAUAACAAGAGCAAGGGGUAUAUAUCACAGCAUUCUGACAACAGUCACAUAGUCAACUUUUGGUCGUCUAUCGUAGCAGGCGCCAGCAGUACAAUCGUCACCAACCCAAUAUGGGUCAUCAAAACUCGGCUCAUGUCACAGAGCAAUAUCCGCCACAAUACACAAGACCACCACUCUACGUACUACCCGAAAGCUGUGGGCACACCAACAGCACGGCCGACACUGCACGACUGGCAUUACCGAUCAACGCUAGAUGCAGCUCGCAAAAUGUACACUUCAGAAGGCCUCAUUUCAUUUUAUUCAGGCUUAACACCAGCACUCCUCGGUUUAACACAUGUUGCUGUGCAGUUCCCGACCUACGAGUACUUGAAGACCAAGUUUACCGGUCAAGGAAUGGGCGAAUCGAAUGAGGGAGAUGAUAAAUCUCAUGUUUUCGGAAUAUUGGGGGCCUCGAUUCUAUCCAAGAUUCUCGCCAGUACUGCCACAUACCCUCACGAAGUCAUCCGAACCCGUCUUCAAACCCAACGGCGCCCACUUGCCGGCGAAGAGUUCGUUCAAGGGAUGGGUGUGACGAGUUCAGGCCCCAGGAGUAGGGCCCCCGUGGAGAAGCCUAAGUAUCAGGGCGUCGUCCAUACCUUUCGAACCAUUCUAGCUGAGGAAGGUUGGCGAGCGUUCUAUGCUGGUCUUGGUACUAAUAUGAUGCGGGCUGUUCCAGCGGCAACGGUCACGAUGCUGACUUACGAAUAUGUCAUGAGGCAAUUAUACCAUGCCAGGGCUGAGGCACGCCAUUUAUUGCUAGACCCUACGGCGGAGUAAUAAAUACUCAACAACGGCCCUGAGUUUGGGCAAAACGUCAGAAUCAUAGGAGUUGAACGGUCUUGGCGAAGGAAUGUACACAUGGAUUCACAGAAGGUAUAGGAUU